Xiphophorus maculatus (southern platyfish) is the source of this 5417-nucleotide messenger RNA. It is a transcript of the gene st18, whose product is annotated as ST18, C2H2C-type zinc finger. Gene Ontology annotation, molecular function: RNA polymerase II cis-regulatory region sequence-specific DNA binding; DNA-binding transcription factor activity, RNA polymerase II-specific; zinc ion binding. The transcript is spliced from 23 exons. Gene Ontology annotation, cellular component: nucleus. Bases 64 to 3483 code for a protein of 1139 amino acids. The record is from RefSeq and is a predicted model, not a curated record. NCBI's taxonomy places the organism in Eukaryota, Metazoa, Chordata, Actinopteri, Cyprinodontiformes, Poeciliidae. Gene Ontology annotation, biological process: regulation of transcription by RNA polymerase II.
GAGGGCAAAGUUAGUCAGCAAGUUGCAUAGCUUCUGCAUUCUGGUUCUUCAAGCCUCUUUUGUAUGAAGUUUAGCACAAUGUUUUACACUGUGUUUGACCUGAAUGGCAUGUUGGAGGUAGGAGCUCUCUUCCAAACUACAAAACAGAAAGAGAAAACAAUGAAAGGAGCGGACAAAGCGAUUGUGGCAAAGUCCUUUGGAAAAUGGAAAAGCAGCUCUCUAAGGUCCAGGACCAUGGAGAAGCCGGAUGAGCCUUCUGAGGAGAGUAAGAAGGCGAACCUUUCCAACUGCACCUGUGAAGACCCCCAACUCGCCAAGAAACCAGUUGAUAAUGAAUUACACGAUCACUUCCUGAGAGAAAACAAACUUGAAAACAACAGCCGGGGUGAACGGUGUGGAUCUGGCAUCUUAUCCUUCAGUGCACCUGGAAAACCGCAAACAAAGAUGGAUACUGAAGGUGAGGAGCAAACCUUCAAAACAUGCAACAGUAGCACAGGCCUGGUGGACUGGGCCACUGAAAGCCACAGCCCAUAUGGGUCCGCGGCAAGGAAGAGGAGCGCCCAGGAUGGGGUGCAGGGCGCCCCUGUCAAUAAGCGAAAGUCCCUGCUGAUGAAACCCCGCCACUACAGCCCCAGCGACGCAUGUGAAGAGGAGAGCGAGGACCUGGCACCGCCACAGGACAAAGAAGAGCUGAGGAACAUUGACACUCCAGCAGAUGGAAAUUUUAAAGCAGUGAAUGGAGCGGCUGACAAAAGCAGCUGCCUGGAUUCUGCGUCAAACUCCGUUUUGCUCAGAUGGCCUGAAGUUACAUCUAACGGCUCACCCCAGUGUGAGCUGGACACCUCUGAGCAUCUAAUGGCGGAGGAGGAUGAGGAGUUCCCUAACAAUGAAGAAGAGGACCAAAGUCAAGACAGGAUGAGCGGCACCUCAUCGCCGCAGAGUCCAUACGGAGACAUGAGGGAAGCUGAGUGGGAGCCCCUGUCUCUGUCUGCCAAAGACCACAGCUCAAACUGCAGCCCUUCUCGAGCCUCCGAAGACCUUCCAGGCAGAAACAGCCACAUGAAGGAAGAGUCUGAACUGGGCAGUCCGAUAGGCAGAGCAAGCAUUUUCCAAGCCGAAGCUUUAAGGUACAGGCUGCUCCCCGCUGAGGAGGACAGCGAGGGGGAGGCAGAGGCAGACAGGCUGCCCAGGCUUGACGGCUGGGCUCUGGGCCUCCACGACAGAGGCCUUGACAUGAGCAGAGGAAGAGUGAACCUGAACCUGCUGGAGCAGGCCAUCGCCCUGCAGACGGAGCAGAGGCAGGCCCUACACCACGCCUACAGAGAAAUGGAUCGAUUCCUGCUGGAGCAGAUGACCAGCGAGAGAAGGCAUCAUAGGAUGAUGGACAUAGAGAGCAGGCUCAACUACCAUGGAGGCAAAGACUCUCCCAGGACAGAUAAAAAGGAUAUAAAAUGUCCAACCCCCGGCUGUGAUGGCACUGGUCAUGUGACGGGCCUGUACCCACAUCACAGGAGUCUGUCUGGAUGUCCUCACAAAGUCCGAGUUCCCCCUGAGAUUCUGGCAAUGCAUGAAAACGUCCUCAAGUGCCCUACACCUGGGUGCACAGGAAGGGGCCAUGUCAACAGCAACCGUAGCACCCACCGGAGUCUCUCAGGCUGCCCCAUUGCCGCCGCAGUGAAAGUCUCCAAACCUCAAGAUGAGAGCCUGAAGUGCAGACAAACACCUGACCGCUCGCCGAGGGCAAUCAGCUUAAUAAAGAAGUUUGAAAUGAACCAACUGAACUACAGGCUAUCUCAUCCAGUAGCAGCCUUGCAAACCAGUCUCACAAAAGAAAUGGACAAGUACAGCCGAAUUCGCUUCGAUUAUGCCAGCUUUGAUGCACAGGUCUUCGGCAAACAGCCACUGCUCGGGACCAACCAAGACCAGGAAAUGUUGCAAUACCCUGACUCACCUCAGCAGUAUUCUGGCAUACUCGGAGCUUCGGGUGGCUGCGUGCCCAACUCUGGUCAACAUAGUCCUCCGAGUCAAUUCAAAAAAGAAGACUGUCUCCAGGCCACUGCAGCGACAGCCGCCAUUCUUAACCUCUCCACUCGCUACCGGAAGAGCAUGGAAACCAUCAGCGGCCAGGCCUUGGCAACCUCAACCAAGGAUAUGCUAAUUGAGGUGGAUGAAAAUGGGACAUUGGACCUAAGCAUGAAGAAGUGCAAAGAAAAUGGAAAAGCCCGGGCCAAAACACCUUCGGACGAACAGCUGCUGCCUCCUGAGUCUGCCCUGGCGAAAGGCGGAAGUUUACUCAUCGGCCCCGCCUUCUACCAGCCGCUGUGUGACAGAGAAACCUGGGAGAACUCCAUCCCUGUCAACUUCAGCAAAGCACAUGUUUUACAGGACAAAGAGGAGGAUUACGAUCAGGUGUCCUUGGAGGACCAGCACUAUCCAGGGGACGGCAGUAUGUUAAGCUCCAAAGCCAAGCUGCUGCUACGGGAUUCAAAGAAGGAGCUUUUGAGCUGUCCGACCCCAGGCUGUGAUGGCAGCGGCCAUGUGACAGGGAAUUAUGCAUCACAUCGGAGUGUGUCUGGAUGUCCCCUGGCUGACAAAACUCUCAAAUCACUGAUGGCAGCCAACUCUCAGGAACUAAAGUGCCCAACACCUGGCUGUGAUGGAUCUGGACAUGUGACUGGGAACUAUGCUUCGCACAGAAGUUUGUCAGGUUGUCCACGUGCCAGGAAAGGAGGUUUGAAGCUCACACCAAACAAGGAUGACAAAGAUGAGCAGGAGCUUAAGUGUCCCGUGAUUGGAUGUGACGGGCAGGGCCAUAUAUCGGGGAAAUACACAUCCCAUCGCAGUGCAGGCAGUUGUCCGCUAGCUGCUAAAAGACAGAAAGAGUCGUCCAUCAAUGGCCUGCCCUUUGCCUGGAAGGCUAACAAGCAAGAAUUGCCCCAUUGUCCCUUGCCUGGCUGCAAUGGCCUCGGACAUGCCAAUAAUGUAUUUGCCACUCACCGAAGCUUGUCAGGGUGCCCGCUGAAUGCACAGAGCAUCAAGAAAAAACACUCAGAGGAGGAGAUGAUGACUAUCAAGCUGAAAACCAGCAGUGGCGUUGAAAACAAAGAGGACAUUCACCAUCUGGAUCAUGAAAUCAAGGAAUUGAACAACUCAAAUAUGAAAAUUGAAGAAGACAUGAUGCACCUCCAAACACAGCAGAUCUCGUCGAUGGAAUGCAACCUGAAGACAAUUGAGGAGGAAAACAAGAUGAUCGAACAGCACAAUAACAGCCUUCUGAAGGAGCUUGCUCGCCUCAGCCAAGCUCUCAUUAACAGCCUGACAGACAUUCAGCUGCCUCAAAUGGGACCCAUCAGUGAGCAUAAUUUUGAAGCCUAUGUGAACACAUUAACUGAUAUGUACAACAACUCGGAGCAUGAAUACUCCCCGGAGUGCAAGGCCCUCUUGGAUAAUAUCAAACAGGCUAUUAAGGGCAUCCAUGUUUAAGCUGCAGAGCUACCAAGAGGUUCCUUUGACUUGGGAUAAUGGCACUAGAUAGCUCUAUUUCACUGAAGAGUGCUGGCUCGGCUGCAUGUAUAAGACAAGGCUUUUGGAAAUGUGUUCGGCAUUUCCCCGGUAAACACGCUGCACUGAGAAAAUUACCAGCCAGAUUUGUAAUGCUUUUACUGUUUCUGCAUUUAUCCUGGUGAGAUUUUUUAUUACGAUUAUUUUAUUUUUAUCCCCUCUUGCACUUAAUUAUUUUGUAUGAUUUGCUUGAUUUUAAUCUGUAUGUGUUUAUGUCAUUCUUAUAUUAUUGGUAUUUAUUACUAUAUUUGUUCCUCAGUGUAUUUAUUUCCUCAGAUUUUAUUUAUUUCUUGAACUGUAAAUGCUUAAUAUUUGAGAAAUCUGUUGGUUUUUCUGCACUUUGUAAAUUACACAAAAGCACAUUCCAGUUUUUAAUGGCAUACUUUCGCCAUCUAGUGUCGAAAAAGCUAGUCUAUUAUUACUCUUCUUAUUAGUUCAUGAGUUUAACUUCCCUUCAAAGAAAAAAAAAAACUACCAAAACUAAGUAUCACCAGUUUUAGGCAUUGCUUUCACUUUUGUUAUUGGGAACUGAAUGUAUUAGACAAAGUGAGAUUAAAAAAAAUAUAUAUGAUAAUAAAACAAAAUGCAAUGCAAGAGUACUGUACCUUUUUAUACUCAAGGCGGGGUGAGAAUGCAGCAUCAUUUAGGGAAGCGAAUGUGAGUUUAUGCCCAAACAGAGCGCAUCUAAAAGAAAAAAAAAAUCAAAAAUUCACUUUGUCAUGUUUUUUUUUUGUUUUGUUUUUUUACAGAAAUAUAGAUAUUAAACUGCCUUCUGUGCACACACGCUGAAGUGUGCAUAUAGUAUGUGCCUAAAUGUAUAUGAAUCCAUGAAAAUAUACAAGUACUAUGUUUUGUGGUAGGACAGUAUUACGUGGAUGGUGUCUAAUUUAUUCUACAGUACAAUUAUUUUCAUAGGAGGACGAGUUCCUGAUGACUGUUUGAAAACUGGUGUUUCAGUAGCUGUAAUCUAUGAGUCAGGUUCUUAAAGUAUGACUGAGACUGAAUUUUUUUUUUUCUUCUUCUUUGGCUUUUGUUUUACUCUUUUCUCCUCACAGGUCUUAGCAUUUCAACAGCUAUCAGCGUUUAAAUGUCCUAUUGGCACAUUUUAAUAACUAUUUUAAAACCGUGUCAAAAAAACUGGCAAUUUGGUUUAAAUUAAUCAUCACAGAUAAACAGUCGUUACAGGCUGAUCAGUUGUUAUUUUGAGCAGCACUUUUGUACCAAUAUAUUUUAUGUCUCCAUUAGAUCAACAAAUAGAAAAAAAGGGAACAUUUUAUUUACUUUAGACCUCCAUAUAUUUUUAGUCUCUCAGUUUGAAAUUAAUCCAAGAGUUGGAAAUGCAUAAUAUUCAUUUAAGCAAUAUGUAUUUAAUUUUUAGUCCAAUGUAGCCUUGGCGGUUUUAAAAGCAAACAUUGUAAUAGCAAAGGAGCCAAAUUGCAGAAAAUUGAAACCAUAUUUUAUCCAAACACAAGAAUUUUAAUCUUUUAAAAACCCAAUUAUGUUCUUUAAAUUUAAUCCUUUAUACGUUUUUUUUUUUUUUUUAAUUAUUAUUAUUAUUCCUAUACCACACGUUGUUUGCUCAGGAAGUUUUGUGAAUAAUAUUUAUUUAUUUUUUUCUUCUCCCUGUUAGUAUUUGAUGUUUUGUAAUGUGAAAAUGCUCUUUUUGUGGAACGAUAUUAGUAUGAAAUUGUACUGUAUUUUCUUUUUUUUUUCUUUCACAUUAAAAUGUAAUGGUUUUUUUCAGUUGGGGUAGUUUGUAAAAUGGAAACUUCCUAUUACUUUUACUAUUUCAUAAUAAACAGAUAUGCGCUGUGUUGUACAGUUUGUGUAUGGUAGAAAUAAACUUUUCAAACGGU